Messenger RNA from Bemisia tabaci, 8340 nucleotides. RefSeq names its product Niemann-Pick type C-1a (gene Npc1a). Gene Ontology annotation, cellular component: plasma membrane. Lineage: Eukaryota; Metazoa; Arthropoda; Insecta; Hemiptera; Aleyrodidae. Gene Ontology annotation, molecular function: cholesterol binding; lipid carrier activity. Gene Ontology annotation, biological process: intestinal cholesterol absorption; sterol transport; cholesterol homeostasis. The record is from RefSeq and is a predicted model, not a curated record.
GGACCGAGCGAUCCAGCGAAUCAGUGCCGUGGUUUGAACCGAGCCGCUAACACAUGACCUCCUUCGUUCACCGGCUCCUCCGAUCCCCGUGACUGUUUCGUGUACCGUCCAGUGCGUUCUCAGACGGAGAUAAUCCAGCUUUCGCAAUUUUUAAUACGAACCCCAGUUUUUAGUCUUGAAUUUGAAGUUGGCGUUUGCUUACGUGGUCCAGCGCUCGGCCCUCGUCGAAUGAGUUAAGAACUCGACUGUUAAAAUGUCCGGAGGACCCUCUCCAUUGCUCCAACUCUCGCUGCUUUGCGUGUUCGUGGCGAGGAGUGUUUAUGGGGAAGGAAAAUGUGUGUGGUAUGGUGAGUGCGGUUUGAACGACGCUAGACAAAGUCUGAACUGUGCCUACGAUGGGCCCCCGAAACCGUUCUCGAACGCAUCAAGUCUCUCGGUGCUCCGCAAAUUCUGUCCCUCACUUCUCGGAGAAAAUCCAGAUGCGAAGGAGUUCUGCUGCGACGACACGCAGCUACAGACUCUGAGUACGAACGUGAAAAUAGUCUCGAGUUUCUUGAACCGAUGUCCAAGUUGCAUGAGCUCGUUCAUGGAGGGCAUUUGCGCCAUCGCUUGCAGCCCCGUCCAAGCGCAGUUCAUCAACGUGACGCGCACACAGCCCGCUUCACCCUCGAAGCCCGAUGUUCCUGUAGUCACCGAAAUUGACGUCUAUAUGUCAAACACAUACCUAAAUGGUGUUUUUGACUCUUGCAAACAAGUAUCAAUGCCCUCAUCUGGUCAGCUUGUCCUAGAUUUCAUGUGUGGAUCCUGGGGUGCCUCUCGAUGCACACCUCACAAGUGGUUCAGAUUCAUGGGGCGCAGAGAACAAAAUCCAUUCGUCCCUUUCAACAUUAACUAUUUUUCCUCUGACGAGCCAAUCAAGGGUUUCUUGCCGUUUAAUGGUACCAUCAUUCCUUGCAACGCAGCCGCUCAUCCUGGUGGAAGACCUUGCAGUUGUCUUGAUUGUGAGGCAAGUUGUCCACGGCCAACGAAAACAGAACAACCGGCUCCCAAAAAAGUAGAGAGUUCAUCAAGGGUCAAGUCAAUACUCUUUUUAUUUGCCUCCACUUUGAGUAUCAUGGUAGCUUUCUGGGGAAUCACUUAUGUCACACAAUUUUAUAAGCAGAAAAAGAAUUUUACAGAGGAUGAUGUUAUGAAAAAACUUGGGGACAAGCUAGAGAUAUGUUUAGAAAAUAUUUUUUACCAAAUUGGACUGGUUUGUGCAACAUACCGUUUCUUGACUCUUAUUGUAUGCGGAAUCAUUUGUUUGUGUCUUGGCGCUGGGAUUUUCCAACUGAGAGUAACGAUAGAUCCAGUUGAGCUGUGGGCUGCACCCCUAAGUCAAUCACGAAUCGAAAAAGAGUAUUUUGACAAACACUUCCAACCGUUCUAUCGUGCUCAGCAAGUUAUCAUCAAAGCAGUGGACCUUCCUCCGGUUCAGCAUUUUACUGCAUCUGGUCCUGUUGAAUAUGGACCAGUAUUCAACAAAGACUUCCUGAUGGCAGUGAAAAAACUGCAAGAUCAAAUUGAAAUGAUCGGUCAACCUGACGAAGGAUUGAAUAAAAUAUGUUCCUCUCCAAUGGCGACUCCUGAUUCACCACCCUCGACAGUUAGCAAAUGUUUGAUCUUCAGUAUCUGGGGUUACUAUCAAAAUAGUGAGGAGACGUUCGAAGACUUGUCUACCACUGACCCAGAUGGAUACGAAAUAAACUAUCUCGAUCAUUUCAAAGCAUGCUCCCAGAACACUUUGAAUCCUCUUUGUUUAGCGCCUUACGGUGGACCUGUGGACCCCGGAGUUGUCCUAGGCGGGUUUCUCAAGAAAGGAGAACUACUCACGAAAACAACCUCCUACACAAAUGCAUCUGCUGUCACGAUCUCAAUCCUCAUAAACAAUCACUAUGACAAGUCAAAACUAGGUCCUACUUUAAAAUGGGAAAAACGCUUUAUAGACUUCAUGCAAAACUGGACAAUAAAUGAAAAGCCAUCAUUUAUGGACGUCUCGUUUUUCUCUGAAAGAUCAAUUGAAGAUGUUCUUGAGAGUGAAUCACGUUCCGAAAUUGUGACUGUUGCAGUCAGUUAUGGAAUUAUGUUCAUUUACAUAGCUACUGCUCUUGGAAAAAUUACAAGUUUUUCGCGUCUAUUAGUUGACAGCAAAAUAACUCUUGGAUUCGGAGGGAUUAUUAUUGUUUUGAUCUCUGUUGUCUGUUCUGUUGGUUUGUUUGGAUACCUUCAGGUUCCUGCCACACUUAUCAUUCUUGAGGUGAUUCCUUUCCUGGUACUUGCUGUUGGUGUGGAUAACAUGUUCAUAAUUGCACAGAAACAUCAGCGGGUUCAGCGUCACCAAACUGAAACGUCAGAACAGCACACAGCUAGAGUUCUCUCAAUAGUGGGGCCUUCAAUAUUGCUGACAAGUGUCUCUGAGUUUUGCUGCUUUAUUAUUGGGAGCUUAUCUGGCAUGCCAGCUGUAAAGGCGUUUGCUCUUUAUGCUGCAUUUGCACUUCUAAUUAAUUUUAUUCUUCAGAUAACCUGUUUCAUCAGUUUACUUCAAAUUGAUGCAUCACGCUACCAGGUUGGACGCUUGGAUGUACUUUGUUGCUUUUUCUCAAACGAUACGAAAAGUGCUCUGUCUGAUGGACCCUUAUACAGAUUUUUCAAAAAAUUCUACUCGCCUUUCAUCUUGAGUGGGCCCAUGAGGAAGAUUGUAAUGGUUGUAUUUUUCAUCUGGUUCAGUUUUGCUAUCUCUUUGGUACCCUCAAUCAAUGUCGGAUUGGAGCAGGAAUUGGCGAUGCCUGAAGAUUCUUACGUUCACAAAUAUUUGAAGUCAUUGAACUCAUAUUUGGCAAUUGGACCUCCGACUUACUUCGUGCUGACCGAAGGCUUGGACCUUGCCAAAACUGACGUUCAGAAUGCUAUUUGCGGAGGACCAUCCUGUGAUUCUGAUUCGCUAACAUCUCAGAUAUAUGUGGCCUCUAGAAUGGUCAAUGAGACUUUCAUAAGUAAGCCUGCAAUGUCCUGGUUAGAUGACUACUAUGAUUGGUUGAGCGUUCCAGGUUGUUGCUGGCAACAUUCCAAUAGUUCUUUCUGCCCGAACACCGAUGCCUUGACUAAAGGUUGUCAUCAAUGUGACAUCACCCUGGAUCCAAGUUUGAAUCGACCAAACUCAUACAUUUUCCAACAAUAUUUGAGCUAUUACCUUCAAGAUAAUCCGUCGGUUACAUGCUCUAAAGGUGGACAUGCUCCUUAUGCUGCGGGUGUCAACCUCGAAGUAAAGGAUAAUAAAGGAUUUGUCGGUGCAAACUAUUUUAUGGCAUUCCAUAAAAUUUUGAAAACAUCGCAAGACUACACUGCAGCACUUCAAGGAGCUCGGAAAGUAGCUGAAAAUAUUACAGCCAUGAUACACUCGAAAAUUCCGAACAGUGAAAAUGUACAGGUCUUCCCCUACAGCUUUUUCUACGUUUUUUACGAGCAAUAUUUGACGAUGUGGCAAGAUACCCUGUCAAGCCUCUCUUCCUCUCUUGUGGCUAUCUUUGUAGUUACUUUUGUUCUGAUGGGCUUCAAUGUCUUAUCCUCUGUCAUCACAGUUCUUACAAUUGUGAUGAUCAUAGCAAGCAUGGGAGCGCUCAUGUUUUUGUGGGAUGUGUCCCUCAACGCCAUUUCAUUGGUUAAUCUAGUCAUGGCUGUAGGAAUAUCAGUAGAAUUCUGCAGUCAUAUGGUGCAUGCAUUCACUGUCUCUGAAGAAUCCAGCGCUGUCCAGCGAGCUGUUGAUGCCCUGAAUAAUAGUGGAUCAUCGAUAUUUUCCGGCAUUACCCUAACUAAAUUUGGCGGAAUCAUAGUACUUGGAUUUGCCAGAUCUCAAAUCUUCCGGGUUUUUUACUUUAGAAUGUACUUAGGCAUAGUUUUGUUUGGUGCAGCCCAUGGCCUCAUCUUUUUACCCGUGCUUCUCAGUUAUAUAGGUCCAAGCGCACUUGGUCAGAAGGUGAGCAUGGAAAGUGAAAUGGUCAAGGUGCCAAGUGAUCCCAUGGCAAGUCAGAAAAUAAAUCUAACCGGAAAUGGAACCAACAAUCAUGCAGAACCAUAAUCAGUGAUGUAGGAACAAUUUCCGGACUAGGAAAUAAUUCUCUCUAAAAGAUCUCUGUAGUUUUUAAGUUGGUUAUUAGGUAAUUACAGCAGUCCUUUACUUAAAACCACCCAAUUUCUUUUAGUUUUAAUAGUUACCGUUAUAAUUUUUUUUAAUCAAAUUUUUCAAGUUUGUAACCACGAAAUGAAACUUGUUUUUAUAGAAAAAAAAACUACAGCUAUUGAUUUGACUCAGAUUUUUAAGCACUUUUUUCUUUCAAGGAAUCUCCACACAGGGGGAAAAAAACCAAAAAAACAGGUAACAAUUGAUUGUCGAUAUUAAGGCAAAAUCAGAGGAAAAGUUCACACAGGGAAAACAAGAGCCAAAAAAUCUGUUAAAAAUUGUGUGCCAUGACUGAGGCAAAAUCAGAAGUUACCCUCGGCAUUUUUAUUCAAACGCUCAAUCUUGUUCUCAAAACCAUUAAAAUCAAACUCUGUCAAAUUCCGCCAAUGUAAAAUCUAAGAACAAAAUUUGCAGUCAAUUGUAAAUAUAAUGCGGCCCUAAAUUUACCAUAAAAAUUAAGUUUUUAUCCCUGAAACUCAUUUUUCGUAUAUAAUUAUUUACAUGUAAAAUUAAAAAACCGUUCUGCCAAAAGGGCACAAAGUAAUCUUUAAAAAUACUUAAACACUCCUCUACUAUUUUAUUACAGCCAAACCCCUUUGCUAUUUUGCAUUUGAGGGUAAUCGUUUUUAUGUCUGUAGUAGCAGAUAAAAGAAAGUGUCCAAAACCUUUCCAUGAAAAAAUGAUUUUUUUUUCUUUUACAAAUCAUACUUCUGGGGUACCUCCAUAUUCCAGAAAUCUCCUCUGCCCAGGAGGAUAAUUUUUCAGUUUGAGCUGUACUAUUAAGAAUGAAAACAAGAAAUAAUGAAGCAUAAAUGGAUCAUUCUAUUCAAGAGGUAUCGACUGUCAUUUAUUGUAAAAGUAUUAAUAAUUUACAAGUAUUUAUGAUUGUGUCAUGAAUUCGGCAAUAUGAGUCCCUCUCCCAAAAAGAGAUGCUCAAAUACUUCUAACAUCUUUGCGUGUAUGAUUCAUGUAUCAAUUAUUUCUUCUCAGCCUUGACUAUAGUCUCUUUUUGUUUUAAAUGAAAACCUAAUACAUCUAUUAUGAUCAACAAGGAAAAAGUCUGCGAAACUAGGUUAAAAAAAAAAAAAUUCUGGAAGACCGUGUAUUCUGUGCCUUCUGAAAUGAAUAGUGCCUUAUUUUACUUUUUCAAAUCAUAAGUUUCAUUUUUGCCUUUAAAUGAGGCAUUUCAAAGCUAGUGCAUGUUGAGUUUAAUGGUAAGAAUACUGUGUAAACUUAGUUCGCUAAUAUUAUGGUAAAUUUAAUUAUGUAUGAUUCAAAUCUUUUUGCACCAAGCAUCAGAAAAAUUUAACUCUCACAAGAAGUAUUUAACUCCAAACGGCCGUUUUUGAACCACACUGUGAUGAGUGUUCUAGUUUCUAGCUCUGAUUCCAGGAGAUCCUCUUUUUCUGUAACUGAAUGAACAUUUUUGUGAAAAUUCAAGCUUAGUUAAAAAGGAAGAAAGGAGGGAAACCAGAUUAAAAAAAGAAAUAAUUCUUUGUUAUUUUUGCACCCUCCAAUAAUCUGUAGAAGGAGUGUCUUAAACGGAGGCCAAAAACUUCGCGUUCAUUAAUUGAUAUUUUAUCCUAAAUAUUUGAAAGAAAGGAAAGCCUGACGUGAGAAGCCCACACAGCAUUAACUCGUAAUGAUACAUAUAGAAUUUAAUUUUUCAAUCUUUGAUAAAAUCUUCGAUGACUUUUGACACAGUUAUGGGUAAUAAUAGCUAUUGUUUUGCAUUUAAUUCAACUGCUUUCCUUACAAAUGAAGUAGAAUUGUUGUUUCCUUUUUGUAUAACAGAGAUAAAAAAGGCACUUUUGGCUUCUUUUUUUUUGUAGUUAUUUUGGUCAAAUUUUGAAGUGCAGAAAACUGUUUUCUCUUAUCAUGUACUACUAAAGCAUGUUUAGUCAAUAUCCUUUAAGUUGUUUCUCCUAUUUGUGAUUUUUAAAAUUCACUUCCAUUGAAAAAGUGUAAUCAAACAUGUAUUUUCCUUCAAGUAACGGAAACGUUAUAACCCAUAUAAGAUGUCAUUUUUGGUUAAAGUGCAAUAAUAUCUAGAUAUUCCGUAUCAUUCAAUCCUCUCCUGUAAUAAGACCCGUGUGUAACUGGCAAACAUUUGAAAUCCAAAAUGAUAUGAAAGUUUCUCGCAAAGAUUUUUUGGGACUUGUGAGUACUUACAAAGCAGGUCCCUCGACCAUGUGCUCGACAAUACUGUCUCUCACUUUGCCUUCUUCAAUAGCAACUUCAAUCUGUUCAGUGAAUUUAAUGCAGUUUUUUAGACGUUUAUAAUAUGAGGGACCGAGGGCUCUAAGGCGGUGUUGUUAAGCACAAAAAAGGGCUGACGGGAGAUGCAUGAAAUAAACGCAACUAAGCGUCACAUAAUUUAAGUAUGAUCUAUAGUAAGAAGUUUAGUGCUCUUUUUUUUUCAAAUUACCGUGCUAUCAAUUCCUUUUUGUUUGUAUGAAGUAAAGUUGGCGAAGAAGAAUUUUGAAUCUGAUGAAUUGAUCGCAUUGAGAACUCAAGUGAUUCUCUGAAACCUUAUCCUAGGUUGAUAAUCCACUUUUUCAGAUUUUUCUUCAAGUUUAAUUACUACUUGAUAAUUUUAUUUAGUGAAUAUUUUUUUACUUGACAGCCUUCAAAAAGGUAUCUGUGAUAUUAUCAGUACAAGGGACCCAUUGCAGCUGCUGAUUUUGUAGAUUAAUAAUGAGGAUUCCAUUGUUUGUAACUGUAAGAAUGUAAUUAAUGAAACCAAUAUGUCUUAUCAGGUAACUCUGUCAGCAAUGAUUUUUAUGAGCAUGUUUUUAAAAAAUAUGUAAAAUUCAUGCAGGAAGUAUACCUAUCAAGUGAUUUGUAUGUAACCAUCACAUAAAAUUUAUGCAAACUAAUGAGGAUAUUAGCACCGAAUUUUUUUGUAAACUGUGAAACAUUUUUAUCAAUGUCAAUUGACAUGCCAUUGAUUUUAAGUAAAUAUUUGUUUAAAUGUUUGGUAUAAUAUUAUUAAAUCAAAUAUACAAGAUCAUUCGUAAUGUAUUCGGUUAGCCGAAAAUAAAAAUAUCCAUGACAUCUAGGUCUCCAGGAAGAAUCCUAGUUAUUUCAACUUUUAGAUGUGCAUGUGUAUAUCUCACUCUAAAUUGUCUUUUAAAACUAAUGAAGUCUUUUGGCUGUAUGAAAAUUUUGAGAAUCUUAUUUCUUUUUUCACACACAAAAAAAAACAAAAAAAAAACUAGUCAUUGCCACCAGGGUAGAAGUUUUAGCACUAAUUGACAGUGAAAUGGCAGGAACGCAGAUAAGAAAUAAAUAUUAUCUCUGGAAAUUUUCUUCAUAGAUUUUUCUUCACUCAGAGCAGAAAAAUAAGAAAGGUUUUUACGAAGUGAUGUUGAGUCUUUUUCAAUUUCAAGGCAAAAGCAUUACAGGAAGUCCCAAUGCUGCAAAUUGACGUUUGCAUUCCUGCAGUUUCACUGUUGAAACGCUAUUAUAGUCCUGUUUCUUUGUAAAUAUAGCAUCUAACAGGACAAAACACUUUUCCAAGUUAGUUAAUUUAUUUUGCCUAAAAAAUGAUCGAAGAAAUUGUAUAUUAUUGUUACAAUUAAUUUAUUACUUUCAGACUAUCCUGUUUACAUUUUAUCAAAUUUUAGCACUAUUCCCGAGGUUUCAAACAAGGUUAUGGUGACAAAAGUAUAUACUAUUGCCUACAAGAUAAGGUGUCUCAACCAGCUUAAACAUCAUUUCUGUUCUUUAAAAUGUUGCUGAAGUGCUUAAGUGUAACCCUAAGUCUCAUUUUCCAAGGGAUACUUCUGAUACUUUUAACCCUUUCCUGAAUCUAAUUUCAAUUUUAAGCAGGGUUGCUUCGACUUUACUCUAAGUGUGUCCUAAGUAAAUGGGGGGAAUUUUGGCUCAGUGCCAUGUUUAGGCGCACUGCUUCUUUAGAUUGUAAUUCUUGUUGAAUCUAUAAAUGAGACUGAUAAGAAGGAGAAUUUUCUUCUGAAAGCUCUGCUUUUUUUCUAGCUACCUUUCUCAUCUUGUAGGUUAUAGUUUGCCGUAGGUACAAAUCAAUCUUUCUAUUGUCAUUUUGUUACUUACUAUUUUAUAUGAUCUUAUAAUUGAAUAAAAAGGUUAUGGAAUCAUUUUGA